AAAUUCGAAAUAGUUGUUUUUUUUUUUUUAUAUUUAGCAUAUAUUUACAUUAUAAAAUAACGAAAGUUAAUACAUAUUACACAGAGAACACCUUAAAUUACAGCUUAAGAAUAAUUAUCAUUCGGUUUCAUUACUCUUUCGUUGAUAUUUAUAAUAGAUAAGCCUUCCCCUACGUGUUUUUAGAAUUUGAGUACCAAGCUAGCUAGCCUAAUCUAAAUCUAAUUCGAUGUCGUGGAUGAAUAAGUUUUGAAUUUAAUAUCAUUCGUCAUUAUUAAGCAAACCCACUCAAUAGGCUUUAUGGUAUAGCAUGGAACUUGUUUCAGAACUCGGUGAUGCAUUUCCUCAGUCAGCAAAUGUAACGACUCAUCACAUAGAAAUUCGUCAGAAUCCAUGCAGUACUGCAAGAGCUUCUAUGAUUAAAGACCAUGUAUUGGUAUUACUAAAGAAACAAACAAUUGCUUAUGGUGAUUUUACUAUCAACCAAUUUGAAGAUCCAUUUUUAACAGACAAUGUUAAGUCUGUCUCAUUAACUGACACAGAUAUUAAUUGUUCAGAUCAGAAGGCUAUUGAUCUGUGCAAAAGUAAUCUCAGUUUACAUGUAUUUCAACUACAUGAAGAUGGUCCAGGUCAGGAAGAAAUAGAAGAUGAGGAGCUGGCGGCUGCGAAUCAUUGGUUGUUACCAUCAACAGAUUUUGAUGGUUUAUGGGAUAGUUUAGUUUUUGAUGAUGAUGUUAAGGGCAAGUUAUUGAAUUACUCAACGACGACACUUUUAUUCUCCGAUAAAAAAGUUGAUAGUAAUGUUAUAUCAUGGAAUAGAGUAGUGUUACUACAUGGUCCCCCAGGUACAGGAAAAACAUCUUUAUGUAAAGCUAUAGCACAGAAACUAUGUAUCAGAUUAUCAGAUAAAUAUUCUUAUGGUCAAUUUAUAGAAAUCAAUAGUCAUAGUUUAUUUUCAAAAUGGUUUUCAGAGUCAGGUAAAUUAGUAAUGAAGAUGUUUCAGAAAAUACAAGAAAUAAUUGAUGAUCCUGAUGCCCUGGUCUUUGUCCUUAUUGAUGAGGUUGAAAGUUUAACAGCAGCUCGUAAAAGUUCUAUGGCUGGUACAGAACCAUCAGAUGCUAUUAGGGUUGUGAAUGCUCUUCUUACACAAAUAGAUCAAAUUAAAAGAUUUCCUAAUGUUUUAAUAUUAACCACUUCUAAUGUAACAGGAGCUAUAGAUAUGGCUUUUGUAGAUAGAGCAGAUAUCAAACAAUAUAUAGGACCACCAUCUCCUGCAGCUAUUUAUAAAAUAUUUCAUUCCUGUCUCAAUGAACUAAUGAGAACUGGUGUUAUAUGUCCAGCACAACAAUUAUUGGAUUUAAGAUCGCUAGAAAUAAUGAGGUUUAUAGAAAAUGAAGCCACAAGUGUUAGUUUACAACUUAGAAAUAUUGCAUUAAAAAGUCAGGGAUUAAGUGGUCGUACUCUCAGGAAAUUACCUUUCAUUGCCCAUGCCAUGUUCAUUCAGAAAAGUACUGUAGGCUUAGAAGAAUAUAUGUUGGCUCUGUCUAAAGCCGUUGAUCACCAGUUUAAAGAAAGACAAGAUUUAAUGAAGGAUUAAUAUCUAUAAUAAUAUCUUAAUUUAUAAAAAAAAUUGAUUAAUUGGUACAGGAUGGAAAUAAUAAUGAAACUUUAACCUGGUGAACAAUGUUUGCCAGAAUUAUUUUCCUUUUUGCAUACCUUACACAGCAGAACUGGUUGUAAAUAUUAGUCUAUGUACAUGUCAUUUGAAAUGAUAUGGAAUGGAAUUUAGCAUCCUACAUGUACAUUGAGCAAAACACCAUUUGUAGAGUAGAUGAUGAAAAAUUAUGGUUUGGGAACAACCUUCUGGUAUUACCAGUAUUUAUUGUUUUCAAGUGAACAUAUCCCCCAAAAGUGCCAUUCUUAAAAUGUACUCAUAGUAAAUACAUAAUAUCAGUAAGGUGCACUGGGUAUAUAUAGUUUCUUUUCAUAAUGAAUUCUUACUAGUAAAGUAAAUUUGAUUAUAAUUAUUUGACUUUCCUAAUCUCAUCAUUCAGGGGAUAUGUUGAUAAUUGUUUGUACCAAUUCCUCACAUUAUUUAGAUAAUUAACAAGAUUUGUUGAAUAUUAAUUUUUUUGAUGAAAAUGCUUAAUAUACUUGUACUUAUUUGUGUGAUAAGAUUUUUAUGACAAAAUAUAGAUUUUAUUGUAAAUAAAGCAAUGUUUACUGUU
Messenger RNA from Patella vulgata (common limpet), 2225 nucleotides. RefSeq names its product pachytene checkpoint protein 2 homolog. Gene Ontology annotation, biological process: reciprocal meiotic recombination; meiotic recombination checkpoint signaling. The transcript has 11 exons. Bases 308 to 1594 code for a protein of 428 amino acids. Gene Ontology annotation, cellular component: chromosome; nucleus. NCBI's taxonomy places the organism in Eukaryota, Metazoa, Mollusca, Gastropoda, Patellidae. Gene Ontology annotation, molecular function: ATP binding; ATP hydrolysis activity. The record is from RefSeq and is a predicted model, not a curated record.